CUGCUUUUUUCAUGAUUUAGUGCUGGUUAAAUUCGUUUAAAAUGGAAAAGAAUUUGGAGUCGUUGUUAAAAACUAUUUCUGAUAUCGAGAAAAGCAAGACGCCGGUGACGAAAUCCGUGUUAGUCGAUGUCGCCAAGGGCUUCGCAUCUGUAGAGAAACAUUUGAAGCGCCAAGAACCUGGAUCACAUGAAAUUGCUAUAAAAUGGUGUAAUAUAUAUGUGGAUAUGCAGUCAAACAUCGAUCCAAAAAACUUCAAUCUACUACACAAAUAUGAAAAACUUGCUCCCAUAGCAGUAUCGUUUAUUAUAGGAUUUUUGCAAUAUAAAUGCCCCGACGACAAUCUUCAACAUCAUUAUGACAUAUUGAAAAUAUUGGAGAUACUGUUAGACAAUUUACCUACGAAUUCUUUAAAAAAAUUUAAUGUUUUUAAAGCUGGCACAUUGUCCUCCUUGUGGAAGCCAAUAAUGUUUGGUGUCGACUACAAAACUCAACUUUUGACGUUGAAACUAUUUUCAAUUUUAAUGAAAUAUAUUGAUGAAAGUAAAUGGACUUACGAAUUAGAUUUUAUUGAAAAAGAGUAUUUCCCUGAAAUUAAAGAGAAAUUUAAAUCUGUAUUAAAGGAAACGUUUAGCCAGUCUGCAUUUGAAAUGGCAGCCCGUGAUCUCUUGAACAAUUACAAUAAUUUGCAUAGUGGCAAAGUAUUGUCUUUUAAUUGCAAGUACAUCACAAUCGCAAAGAAAUUUGAAUGUUUCAAGCGUCUGAACCGCGAAAACUUCUGGAUAGAUUUGAACUAUACAACAAAAACUAUUUCAUUUGAUGGUCGUUUUAAGGAGAACUUGAAUACAAAAUACUCGAAUGUGGAGUGCAAAUUUCGAGUUACUGGCAUUACUUUUAAAUCUGGUGUAUUACAAAUUGAUUUUGAUGAACACUUUAUGGAUGUUUUUGAUUUAUGGACAAAAUCACCUUUAUUGCAUAUAUUCUUGCAAAAAGAAGAAGAAGAGCGAAUUCAAAAAGACGAAGCUUUGCUUCAAUUUAUCAACCAAUUGAAUGAAAAGCAAUUUUCUAAUGACAAAAAUGGAGAAUUUGAUUUACUGAGUUGUACAGACAAUGACAGCGAAAAUGUAUUCGAUGAACUAAAAAACAAUACAUUACAAGAUAAUAAUCGAAAUGAGAACAAAAAUUCCUCUUUGCUUAAAUCAAACCGAAGAAGUUAUAUAAGUUUAAUCAAUUCACCGUCCCCAUCUGUAGUUGAUGAAACAUCUUCCAAUGUAUCCAGCAUUUGUACAAAUAGUAUAGAAUUGGCCAAUACGAAAAAUAAUAGCUUAAGCAUCACUUCAUCGCCGGUUUCCCGAAAAAUUAAAAAAGUAUUUGAGAAAAAACAUCCAAUAAGGCAAUUAUUAUCGAAACGUAAAAAUCAUACACGUUCAGAGGAGGACGAGGAAUAUAUUCCAAACAAACGAGCGAAAAGGAACACCAAGAAAAUUAAAAAUAAAAAUGAAAAUUCAAGCAUUUUAAAUAAUAAUCUAACACGACCAAUGGAUCCUAGUUCUGUUACCAAUGUCACAACAAAAUUAAGACAAGGAUAUGAAUGUACUAUUCCUCAUGGAAAUGAGAAUACAAAGGAGACAACCAAGAGAAAUGCCACAGAGAAGAUUAUUAAAGACAACACAGUCACUGCUCAAAGACAAUUAAAAGCAAGAAGCCUUUCUCUAAGCCCAUAUGUAUUUGUAGAAGAUUUGCCUCAAAUACGUUCUUAUCGAACUGCUCAGAAUAGCAUAAUAGAUAUUACUUCCCCACAAAUCAUGCCUUCAACAUCAGGUUCGACAAGUGCUAUGGAUAUUUCCGAAAUACAAGAAGAUUCUCCAAAUAUAAGUGUAUUUGUACCAAACGAAAAUAGCCCAAAUAACUGGCGAAAUGGCAGUGAAAUUAACAUUCAAGCAUUUAAUGAAAGCAAAGUAAAUGAUUCAAUAGGAUGCUCUAUGGAAUACGAAGGUGCUACAGCUCAAGCACCUACCCCUCUUGAAAUUUCUGAACCAAAUGAAGCCUCAACUAGUCGAAAUCUUAAAGGAAAACAAAGAAAGGAUUAUUCAAAAUGGAAAGCACUGAGUGCAAUAAGUGACACUACUUCAAAUGUCAACAAAAUUAAACCUAUAAAAGCUGUAUGUCCUCGUGUCGAGAAAUCUUCUAUCAAUGAUCACAUUAACAAUACAGAAGGCGAAAAUAAUUCACUGAAUUUAAGAAACAAUAAUGUAGCUGAGAAUCCUAUCACUUCAUAUGAAAUAAAUUUUUCAAAACAACUAAAGGAAUAUAAAUCAAAAAUUGAAAUUAGAUUGAAACAUCUACGACAUAGCCUUAACAGUGGCAAGGAAAACGAUAAUAAGCAGAAAGCCUGUAAGAUAACCGAAAGCAUUGUACAUGAGUCACGGGCACAAAGAAGUCAAAUUCAAGAUCUUAUAAAUAAGGUCGAAUAUUUAAAGGAUCAAAUGGAUGAGCAAUGUCAAGUAUAUAUGGAACGAUGUAUACAGAUUGAAUGUUUCCAAAAAAAAGCAGAAGAUCUACUGAUUUCCCUAAGCAAAAAUUCCUCAAUUAAUCUCGAUCUAACAAAAAAAUGUGACAAAUUACUUAUGCAAUUUAAUGGCAUUUAAAACAAUUACAAAUGCCAGGGGAAAUGAAAAAACUAGCGAUUAUGCUGUGAGCGUCAUUUUAGCUAUUAAAAAUCGUUAAACAUUUAUUUUAACUUUGUUGACAAAUGUUGUUACUUUUUAUUAUUGUAAUUAAAAAAAAUAAUAUUAUUAUCUAGGAAAUAUAUCUACUAUUUUUUAAUUACUAACCUAACCUACCUUAAUCGGAUAACCGAUGACUCACAUCUGGUAUCGACAUGCAUUUC
Molecule: messenger RNA, 2887 nt
Organism: Stomoxys calcitrans (stable fly)
Lineage: Eukaryota; Metazoa; Arthropoda; Insecta; Diptera; Muscidae
Product: myb-like protein M
Exons: 13
Coding region: 42-2645 (867 amino acids)
Source: RefSeq, a predicted model, not a curated record